UGUAAUUACCCCCAUUGUUUCUGGGCUCGCACUGUGAAAUGGUUCAUGAAAGAAGUGGGUUUUAGGGCAAAAAGUUCUAACGCUGUGAAGAAAUCCUCUGCAGAACAGGUAAUUCCCUCAUCAUUUGGCUAAAAAAUUUCAUCAAUGUCAAUGUCUAGUUUAAUCUGCAAAUCUUUACACCAUUUGAGGUCUGCUACUAUAGCUUCUUCACCAACCCACCACCACAAUCUCUAUUUCGUUCAAAACCACCCCUUUUCAUCAUCAUCAUCACUCGAAACCACUCCAAAUCAACACUCAUUCGCAGUGAAUUACUUCAUAAACUCGUGUGGGUUUCCUCUAGAAAAAGCUAUCUCAGCAUCGAACUAUGUCAAAUUUAAAACUCCAAAUAAACCUGACUCUGUCCUCGUAUUUUUGGAGAACCACGGCUUCACCAAAACCCAGAUCUCAAAUCUCGUAAGGAAGCAUCCUCCAGUAAUCUUAUGUAAACCGGAGAAAACCUUUUUCCCCAAAUUCCAGUUUUUCAAAUCUAAAGGUGUUUCGAGCACUGAUGUUGUCAAAAUACUAUCUUCAGAGCCAAGUAUUCUCAAAAGAAGCUUGGAAAACACAAUCAUCCCAUCUUUCAAUCUUUUAAAAAAAUUGACGGAUUCCCCAGUGGAAAUUAUUAAACGCUGUGCCAGGGUUCUCUUCUUUGAUCUUCAAGUUUCUGUAGUACCCAAUAUUGAAAUUCUGAGAGAAGCAGGUGUGCCAAAUGCGAAGAUUGUGUCCUUUUUUAAGCACGAACCUAGAAGAUUCAUGACGACUAGUGAUAGGUUUAGAAAUAUUGUGAAUGAGGUACAGAAAAUGGGUUUUAAUCCUGUGAGCUUGAAGUUUGUCAUAGCAUUUCAAGCGGUUAGCUCAAUGAGUAAAUCGACGUGGGCGAAGAAGGUUGAAGUUUAUAAGAAGUGGGGUUGGUCUGCUGAAGAGAUUCUUGUGGCUUUUGAGAAAUAUCCGUGGUGUAUGAUGGCGUCCGAGCAUAAGAUCAUGAGAGUGAUGGAAUUUUAUGUCAAUAAAAUGGGUUGGGAUUCUUCGUUUCUUGCAAGAAGUCCGAUACUUAUUGGUUAUAGCUUAGAAAAGAGGAUUGUUCCAAGGUGUGCAGUGUAUCAAGUAUUGUUGUCGAAAGGUUUGAUUAAGAACAACAAUUUUAACUUGACAAAUAUGUUGAAGAAACCUGAACAGUGGUUCCUAAAGAAGUUUGUCAACUGUCAUGAGGAAGAAGCUCCUGAGCUAUUGAAAUUGUAUAAGGAAAAGUUGGCUCUUGCAAAGUAAAUAGCAUACGGGCAUGUAGAUGAGAGUGGAUGAGGAUGUUUCUUUUGAUACCAACUCAACAAACAAUUGCUCUGUUGUUUUGCUUCACGUGGUUUAAUUCUGGUUAUUGAAUUAUCUCAUUUUGUCAUCUGUAAGCAAGUUUGAGUUCAAUGUUUUCACUCUGACAAAUGGGAUUUGAAGGUUCACAUUGCUGCAUUGAAUCUUUGUCAUUCUGUAAUGGCUGAGGCUUGAAGCAGUGUACCUAGAUCUGAAGAUUAGCCAACUCCUUAAUGCUGCAUUCAUCGUUUGAGUAACCGUUGCACAUUAGCAUAGAUAAUGUAGAUUGUUGUGUCCAGUAAAUUGUUGAUGUUAUGCCUAUGAGAUGUUAACACAGUAUAAGCCAUUGUCUAACUUUUUUG
Messenger RNA from Camellia sinensis, 1703 nucleotides. Lineage: Eukaryota; Viridiplantae; Streptophyta; Magnoliopsida; Ericales; Theaceae. The record is from RefSeq and is a predicted model, not a curated record.